AUGAAUGUCUUAUACAAGAAGGUACAGCCAAGAUCAAGCAGAGUCCCGUCCAGACCAUAUGGCAACCAUCCGACCACCGACCUGCUAACAAACGCUAAUUGUUCAUUGUUUCCACAACUACCUUUUAAAACAGUAUCGUUCAAUACCAUAAAGAUCAAAAUCGUACGAAAUGUCCUCAGGCCGGUGCCAGAUGGUCUGCACUUCCUGAGGAUGCUCGUCAAUGGUGGUGGGGGUGGCGGGGCGGGCAGCGCGGGGGUGUGCGGGGCGGGCGGGGUGCGCGGGGCGCAGGGCGGGGCGAGAGGCGGGCCGGCUCAUUCCGCCGCGCGCCGCGCCGCCAGCGACACGUCGCAGGCCAUGGUCGCGAGAACCGAUGAGAUGUUCGGCUGCUAUGGUGACAGCUACUCGUACCGCCUGUGGAGCCUCGCCAACGUAUGGGGCGCCUGCCGAUGUGAG
Molecule: messenger RNA, 453 nt
Organism: Brenthis ino (lesser marbled fritillary)
Lineage: Eukaryota; Metazoa; Arthropoda; Insecta; Lepidoptera; Nymphalidae
Source: the annotation of a GenBank genome assembly